Molecule: messenger RNA, 477 nt
Organism: Micromonas pusilla CCMP1545
Lineage: Eukaryota; Viridiplantae; Chlorophyta; Mamiellophyceae; Mamiellales; Mamiellaceae
Exons: 3
Coding region: 1-477 (158 amino acids)
Biological process (GO): fatty acid biosynthetic process
Molecular function (GO): acyl carrier activity; phosphopantetheine binding
Source: RefSeq, a predicted model, not a curated record
AUGCCACGUCGUCCACGCGCGCGCGGUCGCAUCGCGCGCGGCGUCGCAUCGCGCGCGCGACGCGCGAGACCGCCCGCGUCCUCUCGCGCGAAAUCCGCCACGGCCUUCGCUGACGCUUUUUCCCGAUACGCCUCGUUUCCCGACCGCGCGCAGGCGCAGCUCCGCUCGAAGUCCACCGCGGCGCUCCGCGCGACGAAGCCCGUCGUUGUCGCGAAGGCUGCCUUCCGCGUCAACGCCGCCGCGUCCGACGACACGCUCACGAAGGUGCGCACGAUCAUCUCCGAGCAGCUCGGCACCGAUCUCGACGCGGUCGCCGCGGACGCGAAAUUCGUCGACCUCGGCGCGGAUUCUCUCGACACCGUGGAGAUCAUGAUGGCGCUCGAGGAGCAGUUCGAGAUCACGCUCGACGAGGAGGGUGCCGAGAAGAUCGCGACGGUGCAGGAGGCCGCGGACAUGAUCCAGGAUCAGAUGAAGUAA